Messenger RNA from Penicillium angulare, 1053 nucleotides. It is a transcript of the gene ipp1, whose product is annotated as inorganic diphosphatase IPP1. The record is from RefSeq and is a predicted model, not a curated record. Bases 1 to 1053 code for a protein of 350 amino acids. The transcript is spliced from 3 exons. NCBI's taxonomy places the organism in Eukaryota, Fungi, Ascomycota, Eurotiomycetes, Eurotiales, Aspergillaceae. Gene Ontology annotation, biological process: phosphate-containing compound metabolic process. Gene Ontology annotation, cellular component: nucleus; cytoplasm. Gene Ontology annotation, molecular function: inorganic diphosphate phosphatase activity; magnesium ion binding.
AUGGCACUGGCCCGUCCUCCCUUGGCCCGACUAGGAUUCUGUGCCUCCACCGCCUGCCGUCGUGUCUGGCGCACAUCAGCGACACUGGCUCCCCCCACUUACAAAGCCCCUCCCUCCUUUUCUUCCCCUCCUCUUUCUCGAGCCGCUCUCAUCUCUAGGCAUUUCUCCUCAUCAUCUCCCACCAUGUCUUAUACCGUCCGCAAGAUCGCUCAGCCUUACACGCUCGAGCACCGUGUCUACGUCGAGAAGGAUGGCGUGCCCGUCUCGCCUUUCCACGACAUCCCCCUCUAUGCCAACAAGGAGGAGACUAUCCUGAACAUGGUCGUUGAGAUCCCUCGCUGGACCAAUGCCAAGCAGGAGAUCUCCAAGGAUGAGUUCCUCAACCCCAUUAAGCAGGACACCAAGAAGGGCAAGCUCCGCUUCGUUCGCAACUGCUUCCCCCACAAGGGUUACCUCUGGAACUACGGUGCCUUCCCCCGCACCUGGGAGGACCCUAACAGCGUUCACGUCGAGACCAAGGCCAAGGGUGACGACGACCCUCUUGACGUUUGCGAGAUCGGUGAGCUUGUCGGCUACCCCGGUCAGGUCAAGCAGGUCAAGGUUCUGGGUGUCAUGGCCCUGAUUGACGAGGAGGAGACCGACUGGAAGAUCAUCGUCAUUGACGUUAAAGACCCUCUGGCCGAUAAGCUUCACGACAUUGAGGACGUUGAGCGUCACCUCCCUGGUCUUUUGCGCGCCACCAACGAGUGGUUCCGUAUUUACAAGAUCCCCGACGGAAAGCCCGAGAACCAGUUUGCUUUCUCCGGCGAGUGCAAGAACAAGAAGUACGCCGAGGAGGUCAUCCACGAGUGCUCCGAUGCCUGGGAGAAGCUUAUUACCGGCAAGACUGCCCCCGGCGAGAUCAGCCUGGCUAACGUCGAGGCUCCCGAGGGUACUGCCAACCGUGCCGACCAGGCUCAGCUUGCUAAGAUCCCUGCCAACCAGGAGAUUGCUCCUGCUCCUAUCGAUGGUACCAUUGACAAGUGGUUCUUCAUCUCCGGCGCUGCUGUUUAA